UAACUAAGCUUAUAUUUAUAUACGCGAAACCAAAAAAGCACCCGCCUGUUUUACUGCAGUCAGCCCUAGUAUUGGAUUUGGCGCUACAUUGCAACUCUUGAUAAAUCUCCAGCCACACCUUCUCGCGUUGAAUAAUUUGAAUUGGCUUUCUUCUCCAGAGAUCAGAAGUGACUGAAUAUGGAUUUUGAUGAAUAUGAGUAUUUAGAAAAAGCAGUUGAGAAUCUUGAGCCUCAAAAGUCGAAAAAUGAAGAUGGAAAUGACAGCUUUAAUGCUGUCAAAUCGGAGAGAAGUCGGAAUAGGAGUUCUAAGCAUAAGAGGGAGGAGCGAGCUGAUGAUUCUGAUGAUUAUAAUCAUCUUUCCAAGCACUCAAAGUCAAAAGAGGAUUCAUGGCAAGAUCAUGACAGGCACAAGGAACGAGGCUUAUCUCACAGACAGUCACAGUCUAGAGACGGGAGAAGGAUAGGCACCAAAGUAGUCGAGAACACAGAGCCAAGGACCCCAAGGAUAGGGAAGAGAGAAAUGGGAGGGAAAGAGAGAAGGAACGUUUUAGGAAAGACCGUGAUCGUGAAAGUGAGAGGGACGGACAAAGGGAAAGGGAGAGAGAGCGGUCAAGGAGAAGCAGGAGUCGAUCAGAAAGAGAACCAGACAAGAGUCAUGACAGAGAGUUUAGAGAAAGAGAAAAGGAAAGGGAGCCAAGGGAACAAGACAGAGAAAGCAGGAGAUAUAGAAACAAAAGGAAGAUGUGGCAGAGCCUGAGGUUGAUCCAGAAAGAGAUCAGAGAACUGUCUUUGCUUAUCAGAUAUCCUUGAAGGCUAAUGAAAGAGACGUUUAUGAAUUCUUCACUAGAGCUGGCAAGGUGCGAGAUGUUCGCCUCAUAAUGGAUCGAAAUUCAAGACGUUCUAGGGGGGUUGGGUACAUUGAGUUCUAUGAUGUAAUGUCAGUCCCCAUGGCAAUAGCCCUCUCUGGACAGCCUCUUCUUGGUCAACCAGUGAUGGUGAAACCGUCUGAAGCUGAGAAGAAUCUUGUUCAGUCAACUACAUCUGUGGCAGCCGGACAGACUGGUCCAUACGCAGCUGGGGGUAGAAGGUUGUAUGUUGGUAACCUACAUUUCAACAUCACGGAAGAUCAACUUCGUCAGGUUUUCGAAUCUUUUGGUUCUGUGGAGUUGGUCCAGUUGCCUCUUGAUGAAACCGGUCAUUCUAAAGGUUUUGGUUUUGUCCAGUUUGCCCGUCUGGAAGAUGCAAAGAAUGCACUGAAUUUGAAUGGACAGCUGGAGAUUGGGGGUCAAGUAAUCAAGGUAUCAACUGUUACCGAUCAAAGUGCAUUGCAAGAUGUUGGGACAACUGCAGCUGAUCUUGAUGAUGAUGAUGGUGCUGGUGGCUUUUCUUUGAAUUCAUCAUCUCGAGCACUUCUUAUGGCAAAGCUGGAUCGCAGUGGCACCGCAUCAAGUAUUACUGGCUCGGUAGGCAUCCCUGUUAAUAAUAUCACUGGCCUUACUGCUUCAACAGCACCAAUUAUUGGAGUUGCACCGUUGUUGCCAUCCCUUGUUCCUCCUACUAUACAGGCCUCUACUUCUACAAUUUCUGGACUUCCAGGUGGCCUACAACUCCCUACUAAUGGCAUCCCUACUAUUGACACAAUCGGAAGUCCAAGCGAAUGCCUAUUGUUAAAGAAUAUGUUUGAUCCAACUCUGGAGAUGGAACCUGAUUUUGAUCUGGAUAUCAAAGAAGAUGUUCAGGAAGAAUGUACUAAAUUUGGGAAAGUGAAGCAUAUACAUGUAGACAGGGAAAGUGCUGGUUUUGUCUACUUACGAUUUGAGGAUGCACAAGGUGCUAUCAAUGCUCAACGGAACCUACAUGGUAGAUGGUUUGCUGGAAAAAUGAUCACCGCAACAUUCCUGGUGCCACAAACUUACGAAUCAAAGUUUCCAGAAAGCAACAGAUAGUUGGAUGAUGUUUCCAGAAAGAGGUUUAAAUCCCCGCAUGAACUACAAAUCCCUUGGAACUCGUUUGGUAAGGGAAAUUUAAGCAUAUAUAUUUUUUCCCAUGUUUGAUAUACCCAUUUGAAGAAGGUAGGAACCACUUUUUGGUACAACUAGGAAUAGUUGUGAUGACAAUGGAAUACUUGUAAGACCUUUCUUUUGUGUGUUUAAUAUAAAGAUUAUCAUGUCUUAUUUUCUAACAA
Molecule: messenger RNA, 2184 nt
Organism: Hibiscus syriacus
Lineage: Eukaryota; Viridiplantae; Streptophyta; Magnoliopsida; Malvales; Malvaceae
Product: RNA-binding protein 39-like
Exons: 15
Coding region: 878-1945 (355 amino acids)
Biological process (GO): mRNA processing
Cellular component (GO): nucleus
Molecular function (GO): RNA binding
Source: RefSeq, a predicted model, not a curated record